Messenger RNA from Ricinus communis (castor bean), 2240 nucleotides. RefSeq lists its product as uncharacterized. The transcript is spliced from 6 exons. The record is from RefSeq and is a predicted model, not a curated record. NCBI's taxonomy places the organism in Eukaryota, Viridiplantae, Streptophyta, Magnoliopsida, Malpighiales, Euphorbiaceae. The coding region runs from base 311 to 2071 and encodes 586 amino acids.
CUUCUCUUUCCUUUCAUAUCUAGUACUCUUCAAACACAAGUCAUUUUCUGCUCUUAAAGAAAAAAAGAGAGAAAGAAACAACAUAAAAUUUAUAAAAACUACACAAAACAAAACACUUCAAUUCGCGCCGGAUAAUUCUCCGGCGAUCUUUCCGGCGAAGCUUGAUCAUGUUUAUAAGUGGCUUCUACUACUACUACUACUAGCAAAACGGCGUCGUGACAAGGACCUACUGUUUUAACAAUCGGAGCAAUUUUGAGUGUGAAUCGAGUUAAAGAGACCUGGUGUUGUUGUCGACUCGGCGAAAAAAAAAAUGUCUUUCCAGCACAAAAGCUUUUGGAUGCCAAGAGAUACUGGAUGUCUAACUGAUGGAGAGACAGGUUAUGAUAGUAACUCAAGAAUUGAACCGAAGCGUGGCCAUCAGUGGUUUAUGGAUUCCACUGGACCAGAAUUGUUCAGCAACAAAAAGCAAGCAGUUGAAUCUGUCGGUAAUAGGCCAGUUUUGGGAACUCCUCACGUGAAUGUUUCUCCAUGGCAAAAUGCUUCCAGUUUUCAGUCAGUUUCUGGGCAAUUCAGUGACCGCCUAUUUGGGACUGAGGCUGUGCGCACUGUCAAUAUGGUGGAUAGAAAUAUUCCUUCUGCUGGUGGUGGAAAUAUGACCAUGGUUAUGGGAAGAAAGGAUUUCAAUGACCCUUAUGGUAGCAAUUCCUCUAUGGGUUUGUCGAUGUCACAUUCCAUUGAGGAUGCCUCUGGUGGUAUUAAUUUUGGUGGAAUCCGAAAAGUUAGAGUCAAUCAAGUUAGGGACUCUAACAAUGACAUUUCUGCGUCCAUGGGGCACCCAUACAGUAGAGGAGAUAAAAAUGCAAUUAUAAUGGGUGCUGCCUAUAACAAGGGUGCUACCGAUUCCAUAUCUUUGGGCCCAGCUUAUAAUGAAAGGGGGAAGAAUGUGAUUUCAAUUGGCCCCAACUUCAGUAAAGAAGAUGGCAACUUCAUUUCAAUGGGACACUCUUUCAACAAGGAAGAUGGAAAUUUCAUAUCGAUCGGUCAUGAUUAUACCAAGGGAAAUGGCCAUAUCUUAUCAAUGGGUCAACCCUAUGAUAAGGGGGAUGCUAAUUUUAUAUCAAUGGGUCCAUCAUAUGAAAAGGAUGCUAGCAAUGUAAUAUCAAUGUCUCCUUCCUUUAGCAAGGGAAGCGAAAACUUCAUCUCGAUGGGGCCCACCUAUGAUAAACCAAAUGAGAAUUUCAUUUCUAUGGGUCCCUCCUACAGCAAGGGUGAUGAUAGUAUCAUAUCAAUUGAUGCGAACUAUGACAAGGCAGAUUCUAACAUCACAUCUAUGUGUUCUGCCCAGGACAAAGGGGAUUCUAAUAUCCUUUCCAUGGGUCACAAUUAUAACAAGGGUGAGAGCAAUGGCAUAUCUUUUGGAGGCUUUCAUGAUGAACCUGAGGCAAAUCCCCCUGGCAGUAUCAUCAGUGGCUAUGAUGUAUUAGUGGGUAAUCAGAGCUCAGCUCAGACUUCAGAAGUACCCAGUCAGGAAGACUGUGUACAGUCAAAUGCUGAUCCAGUUGAGAAUAAUGUCCCAAAAGCUAAUUCAAAAACUGAUGUUACUCCCAAGAAUAAAGAUGGAAGGCCAUCUAAGAAGGUCGCCCCAAACAACUUUCCUUCAAAUGUCAAAAGUUUGUUAUCAACGGGCAUGCUUGAUGGGGUUCCUGUGAAAUAUAUUUCAUGGUCAAGGGAGAAAAAUCUUAAAGGACUUAUAAAGGGAGCUGGGUAUCUAUGUGGGUGCCAGGAAUGCAACUUCACUAAGGCUCUGAAUGCUUAUGAAUUUGAGCGUCAUGCUAACUGCAAGACCAAGCACCCCAACAAUCACAUUUACUUUGAGAAUGGAAAAACCAUUUAUGGAGUUGUUCAGGAGCUGAAGAACACUCCACAAGAGAUGCUAUUUGAAGCAAUCCAAACUGUGACUGGGUCACCAAUUAAUCAGAAGAAUUUUCGUAGCUGGAAAGCAUCAUAUCAAGCUGCCACCCGUGAGCUUCAGCGUAUCUACGGUAGAGAUGAAGUUGUCGGGUCAUCUUAAGAUGAAGAUCCUAGUUCUAGAAUAUAUGAGGUGGUAUAUUCUAUGGAUAGCAGCAUAUAUCUUUGGUAAAUUACCAACUUGCUUUGGGAUUUUAAUGAUUUUGAGGAGACAAUGGUAAUUUAUAUUUUGAACUUUUCUAAUAAUGAUAUUUAAGUUAUAAUUUUGGACA